Messenger RNA from Microtus oregoni (creeping vole), 4463 nucleotides. RefSeq names its product importin 11 (gene Ipo11). NCBI's taxonomy places the organism in Eukaryota, Metazoa, Chordata, Mammalia, Rodentia, Cricetidae. Gene Ontology annotation, molecular function: small GTPase binding. The record is from RefSeq and is a predicted model, not a curated record. Gene Ontology annotation, cellular component: cytosol; nuclear envelope. Gene Ontology annotation, biological process: protein import into nucleus. The coding region runs from base 251 to 3265 and encodes 1004 amino acids. The transcript has 32 exons.
UGGCGACAGGGAACAUGGCGCGUUCCUAGAAGCCGUUUUCGGCCUCAGUAGGCGGCAGCGUGCGGACUAGCAGCGUGGGGGGCGCGGAAGCAACCAACGCCACUUCGUGUGGACGAGUGGAAAGGGGCGGGCCGGGGUGUUCCGGACCGAGGCACACGCUGGCUGGUGUCUCCCAGACUCUACUCUUCUCCUGUAUCUCUGCUUGGAUUUUCCACCUGGCUCUAUCCAAAACAGCUUUAUUUGUCAACCAAUGAGAGCAACAGCUAUUCACAGCGUCCAGAAAGACCAUCAUCCCAUAGCAGAGGCUUCCAUGGAUCUCAAUAGUGCCAGCUCUGUAGUUCUCCAGGUCUUAACCCAGGCCACCAGUCAGGAUACUGCUGUUUUAAAGCCCGCUGAGGAGCAGCUGAAGCAAUGGGAGACACAGCCAGGUUUCUACUCAGUGUUGCUGAAUAUUUUUACGAACCACACCCUUGAUAUGAAUGUCAGGUGGCUUGCUGUGCUGUAUUUUAAACAUGGAAUUGAUCGUUACUGGAGACGUGUAGCACCUCAUGCUCUUUCAGAAGAGGAGAAGUCAACAUUGCGUGCAGGACUCAUCACCAACUUUAAUGAACCAAUAAAUCAGAUUGCAACUCAGAUUGCAGUACUGAUUGCCAAAGUUGCUCGAUUGGAUUGUCCUAGACAAUGGCCUGAGCUGAUCCCCACUCUGGUAGAGUCUGUGAAGGUCCAGGAUGAUCUUCGACAGCACAGGGCACUACUUACUUUCUACCAUGUUACCAAGACACUGGCGUCAAAACGCCUGGCUGCUGACAGAAAACUGUUUUAUGAUUUAGCUUCUGGAAUUUAUAACUUUGCCUGUUCUCUGUGGAACCAUCAUACAGACACAUUCCUGCAGCAGAUUUCUUCUGGCAGUGAAACUGCAGUUCUGAGUUCACUAGAGCGAACACUACUGUCCUUAAAAGUGCUACGUAAGUUAACUGUGAAUGGAUUUGUGGAACCUCAUAAGAAUUUGGAGGUGAUGGGUUUUUUACAUGGAAUAUUUGAACGUCUCAAACAGUUUCUGGAGUGCAGUAGAAAUAUAGGUACAGAUAAUGUAUGUCGAGAUAGGCUGGAAAAGACCAUCAUUCUUUUCACUAAAGUGCUCUUGGACUUCUUGGAUCAGCACCCCAUUUCAUUUACUCCCCUAAUUCAGAGGUCACUGGAAUUUUCUGUAAGCUAUGUUUUUACUGAAGUUGGUGAAGGUGUAACGUUUGAGCGAUUCAUUGUCCAGUGCAUGAAUCUUAUUAAGAUGAUUGUCAAAAAUUAUGCUUAUAAGCCAUCCAAAAAUUUUGAAGAUAGCAGCCCUGAAACAAUUGAAGCCCAUAAGAUUAAGAUGGCAUUCUUCACAUAUCCCACGUUGACAGAGAUAUGUCGAAGAUUAGUCUCUCAUUAUUUUUUAUUAACUGAAGAAGAACUGACAAUGUGGGAGGAAGAUCCAGAAGGCUUUACAGUGGAAGAAACAGGAGGAGACUCUUGGAAAUACAGUUUGAGGCCUUGCACUGAAGUAUUAUUUAUAGAUAUAUUCCAUGAAUAUAAUCAGACUCUUACUCCAGUACUUCUAGAAAUGAUGCAAACUCUUCAAGGUCCAACCAAUGUAGAAGAUAUGAAUGCACUGUUAAUCAAAGAUGCCGUGUAUAAUGCUGUGGGAUUAGCUGCUUUUGAGCUGUUUGACAGUGUUGAUUUUGAUCAGUGGUUUAAAAACCAACUUCUUCCAGAAUUACAAGUUUCUCAUAAUAGGUAUAAACCAUUGCGACGCAGGGUAAUUUGGCUCAUUGGUCAGUGGAUUUCUGUGAAAUUCAAGUCUGACUUGAGACCCAUGCUGUAUGAAGCAAUCUGUAACUUACUUCAAGAUCAGGAUUUAGUGGUUCGAAUUGAAACAGCAACAACUCUGAAGUUAACUGUUGAUGAUUUUGAAUUUAGAACAGAUCAAUUUUUACCGUAUUUGGAGACCAUGUUCACACUGCUUUUUCAGCUGCUGCAGCAGGUUACUGAGUGUGAUACAAAGAUGCAUGUUUUGCACGUCCUCUCAUGUGUGAUUGAAAGAGUCAAUGUACAGAUACGACCAUAUGUAGGAUGUCUGGUGCAGUAUUUGCCUCUCCUCUGGAAGCAGAGUGAAGAGCACAACAUGUUGCGAUGCGCUAUUCUGACAACGCUUAUCCAUCUCGUUCAGGGAUUAGGAGCAGACAGCAAGAACCUGUACCCUUUCCUGCUCCCAGUUAUCCAGCUGAGUACAGAUGUUUCCCAGCCUCCUCAUGUCUAUCUUCUGGAAGAUGGUCUAGAAUUAUGGUUAGUGACAUUGGAGAACAGCCCGUGUGUUACACAAGAACUGCUUCGCAUUUUUCAGAACAUGUCACCACUUCUUGAGCUUCCAUCCAGCUGCCUUGCGAACGAACUAAGUUCAGAGAAUCUCAGAACCUGCUUUAAGAUCAUCAAUGGCUAUAUCUUUUUAUCAUCAACAGAAUUUUUACAGACGUAUGCAGUAGGUCUGUGCCAAUCCUUUUGUGAGCUGCUGCCAGAGAUCACUACAGAAGGUCAAGUCCAAGUGCUCAAGGUUUUGGAAAAUACCUUUAAAGUGAAUCCAGUAUUAGGCCCACAGAUGUUUCAACCAAUUCUGCCCUAUGUUUUCAGAGGUGUUAUUGAAGGCGAGAGGUAUCCAGUAGUGAUGUCCGUCUAUCUUGCUGUUAUGGGUCGAGUGUUACUACAAAAUGCCAGUUUCUUUUCUUCACUUCUAAAUGAGAUGGGCCGUGAAUUUAAUCAGGAGAUGGACCAGCUUUUAGGAAAUGUGAUUGAAAUGUGGGUUGAUCGAUUGGACAACAUUACGCAGCCUGAAAGGAAGAAGCUUUCAGCCUUGGCUUUGCUCUCGCUUCUGCCUUCUGAUAACAGUGUUAUCCAAGAUAAAUUCUGUGCAAUUAUAAAUAUCUCUGUGGAGGCCCUUCAUGAUGUCAUGACAGAAGACCCUGAAACAAGAACAUACAAAGAUUGUAUGUUGAUGUGUCAUCAUGAAGUGCCAAAAGUAACAGAGGAUGAAGAACCACCCACAGAACAAGAUAAGAGGAAAAAGAUGCUGGCCCUGAAGGACCCUGUGCACACGGUGUCGCUGCAGCAGUUCAUCUAUGAGAAGCUCAAGGCCCAGCAGGAGAUCCUGGGGGAGCAAGGCUUCCAGUCCCUUAUGGAAACAGUGGACACAGAGAUUGUCACUCAGCUGCAGGAGUUUUUGCAAGGAUUCUAAGAGCACACGAGCCAUGUGGCCGCCAUCCCCUUCUGAAAUAAGCUGACUAGCCCAACCUGCCAUCUGUAUGUGAGAGCCUGCUGAGAUGAAGUCAUUUGUGUAGGAAUAUAAAGAAACCAAGACCAUAGAUUUUUACUAUAAAAUAUAAAGAGUAAGUGUAAAUCCCAAAUAUUAAAGUCAGAAAGCUAUUCCUCAAAAGAAUUUAAUUUUAUAUUUAUGAGGGGCCCUGUGUUUACUAGAGGUGCAUUUAUUGAUAGUAGCUGCAUUGCUUCCUGUUAGGAGAAGAAACUCGUUGAUUACCUUUUAAUCAUGAGCUCUUAACACUUGAGAAGAUGAAAGUGGAUGUUCUAGAUGUUUUUUCUGCAACCCAAAUUAGUUGAAUUUGGUUGCCUUAUCCUGUUUUUUUUUUUUUUUAAGCUAAUGAAACAAGUUUGAAAACUGAGAAUGCUGUGCAAAUGAGACAGUUAAAUUUGUGCACCAGGGAGUCAAGAUGCCCACUACCCAGAGUAUCUUACAAGGGAGCUGUUUUCAUCUGGGGGAGAAAUCAGAUGGUUUUACUUUCAUUCUCGUAAUCUGAUACACGAAUUGGUAAAGGCACUUGUAACUUUACUUUUAGUGCAUACAUGGAAGGCCCACUGAAGUGACCCUGUCGUACUAUAGUGCCAAGUGGGAGACCUCUGGUCAUGCUCUGGCCUGUUCCUUUGCCACAUGGGAAGGCCAGUAGCCCUGUAAGCACCAAGAACCAGACAAUCCCAAGUCCCCUUUCUGCUGUGACAGUCAUGUUUGACUGUGACAGGCUGCUCAGUAUUUAUCCAUCUCAGGUUCCUCAGUGCAGGGGUGUGUCAGCACCUCUGUGGCAUGGGUGCGCCUCAGAGGACCCAGCAGCAAUCCCCAGGGUACUAGCACUGACAUCAUAGUCUUCCUUCCUGUCCCUGUUACACUAAAUGUGUAAGGGAGAGAAUUGACGCCUUACUUUGCAUUACUUGCCAUUGUGAGGAAGCUUUAGAGCAUCUUUUAAGAAAUACUCAAGAGCAAGAUUGGAAAUGUUGUAUCUUUCUAUAGAGAUUUGGGUACAGUAUGUAACUGUGGGAGAACCACUACCCUUUGUAAGCUAUGGAACCCAUAAUGUCUACGGAUAUAUGAUGUUUUCAGCAAAGAAAGAAAAUAUGGUCCAAUUAAAUUUUCCAAAGAUACCUCA